UGCUACCUCACAGUAGGCUUUCACCUUCAGCUGAACAACCCAUGUAGGACUGAUAUCUUCCUUGGAUUAUUUGGAUCCCAUUAUAUAAGAUAAACCAUAAAUGAGAAGAGUGGUGAAAGGAGUUGUCAAUUCCUGCUCCUAGGAGGAAAAGCUCUGGUUUAUCAAUCAGGUUACCUAUCAGAGUAUUCCAAGGAUGCUGCUAAAGUAGCCCUGGACAUCUCCCUCCUCCUCUGCCUGAUUCCUGAUUACUAUGGGCUGCAUAAAGUCAAAGCAAACUUUCCCUUUUCCAAACACAAUCUCAACUGAGAAGAGACAAGAAAAUGAGGAGAGAUUUCUAACCGAAAAGCCUUCGAUGGUUUCUGUCAGAACAGAGGUCGUGAAGGAUUCUUCCGCCAGGGUGGUGGUGUUGGAGUAUGCCCAUCGUCUGUCCCAGGAAAUCAUGGAUGAAGCGGUGAAGCAGUGGGCGGCCAAUGACAGCAGGUAUGGGGACAUCCCAUACAUUGAGAAUGAGGCAGUGCCCUGAGGCUCCCUGGCUCACUCUAGAAUGGAUGACUCUGUGAAACUAUAGGUUUAAACAGUGUACAUUGGUGCUAGUCCAAAUACAGAAGAAAGCAAAAACUGGUGUAAUUAAGUACAUAGAACUCCAGCUGUAUGUAAAAUAUCUUUUAUGUUGGUACCAAAGUUGCUCUGAUGGAAGAGUAAGGUACUUUAUAAAUGAAACAUCUGUUGUGAUCAGCACUAGGUCAAGAAUGUUUGUUUUCUGCUUUGUUUGCCUUCAUUGUAGUCUGAUGUAGCUUAAAUGGCCACAUGGGGUCUUGUAGCACUGAUGCAUUUUAUCUGGCUGCUCUCCUACAAUCAUGAGACAAGCCUGUCACUCCAUGCAGCAUCGCCAAAGAAUGAAAAACAUCACUGUUCAUGCCUGUUGUUUUUAUGUAUGCUUUUAGCUCUACUAUUUAAUGAUGCUUGACCGUUGCACAGGCAAAGAUCAUCAAUAUGAAAGGGUAGGUUCCCAUAACAACACCACAUUUGGGGCUGGUUAGAGCAAGAAUGCCCCUUUUGCCAUUCAUGGGCAGCCUUUGUUUGUCCAGAAAUAGACAGCUAAAGAGAACCUAUGUGCUUUUUUCAUCAUGAGAAAAUAGUGAUGCUUGAAUUUUUGAAGAGGCCCUUAAGGAUUUCCCUUAACAAAACUUAUCAAAUACACUAAAGAAAAGCACUUAACUUUUCAAUGGCAGAGUUAAACUACCAUAUUCCUUAUGAUGCAUACCCCAUACCCCCAGGUCAUCAAAUCACUUGGACUCCCUAAGUAUAUUUCGAAUCCUAAAAUGUUGGUAAACAUCAAAUCUGAGGUGAUCGUAAAUGCUAAAACUGAAUGAGCAGGUGCUUAUACCACCCCCAGCUGGAGGGCACCAGUCUUGAUGUUGAAUUUGCAUUAAGUUUUCAAUGUCUGCCAAGGCAGGCAGACUUCCUUCAUCUUCCCCCUAGAGCCCUGCCUAAUUGCUGUUCUAGCAGCUUCUGUUGAGUCUAGAAAUCAAGGAAAUUCCCAAAGGGAUUAUGGUUGGCUAGCGUAAUAAAUGAGAUGUUAAGCAUUGAGAGCUUAAAUCUUUAAAAACAAACCAACAAAAAACCCAUUAAGCUCUGUUUCCUCCUCACUACCUUGCCUACAAAGCUAGCCUGCAUGUGUGCCAGGUGGGCCCAGUAAUUUGUUUCAGAGAAUAUAUGAGUUUAUCUUAUGGAGUGUGUUUGAUUACAGCUGUCAGCAUAAAUGAACACGUUUCCUCUACUUAAAAGAGUAGAGUAUGGGGGACUUAGAGACAUAAGUUAUAGCAUCAUUCGCCUAAGCUGAUGUGGUAUGUUUGGGUGCCUUGCAACUGUUUCCUUCUGUCACUUUCACAGACCUGGUUCUGAAAACUAAAAUCCUGAUGAGUGAACACCUUAUGGCAAAACCCUCGAAGACUUUUCCAAGGGAGCAGCUACCAAAAACUUAACAAGAAAACUUCAGAAUGAAUCAUUUAUUUGUAUGGUCAUACCCAUGGAGUCUAAACUGGAGCCGACUCCAGUGUUCAGAGUACUAGCUUGUUAGCAAGUUUAUUCCCUGUUCAGUUUCAUGGGGAUGGGGGAGGGCAUGGAGGGUCUCUUUAAGCACAUAUUUUUCAGGCCAUUUGUUUAAAGCAUUGUAAUAAAAACUGGGUAUGAAUUCUAGGACUAACCAUAGAGGAGUAGAUAAGGUCCAUGCUUUACUGCAAUCUAGCACUGAAAUGAGCCAUGCAGACCUGCUGUUAGUGUUCCCACAGUUUCCAUUUCCCUCAUCCAAAAAGUCUAAAGAGAAGGAAAGGGAGGAUAUAGCAUAUAAAUAAGGAUAUAUGUAUCCUGCAUUGCAAAGCAGCCAAAAAAAAAAAAA
Phascolarctos cinereus (koala) is the source of this 2398-nucleotide messenger RNA. RefSeq names its product A-kinase anchoring protein 19 (gene AKAP19). NCBI's taxonomy places the organism in Eukaryota, Metazoa, Chordata, Mammalia, Diprotodontia, Phascolarctidae. Gene Ontology annotation, molecular function: protein kinase A regulatory subunit binding. The record is from RefSeq and is a predicted model, not a curated record.